This is a messenger RNA of Thecamonas trahens ATCC 50062, 1752 nucleotides long. RefSeq names its product origin recognition complex subunit. The transcript is spliced from 2 exons. NCBI's taxonomy places the organism in Eukaryota, Apusomonadida, Apusomonadidae. Gene Ontology annotation, cellular component: nucleus; nuclear origin of replication recognition complex. Gene Ontology annotation, biological process: DNA replication; DNA replication initiation. The record is from RefSeq and is a predicted model, not a curated record. Gene Ontology annotation, molecular function: DNA replication origin binding. The coding region runs from base 1 to 1752 and encodes 583 amino acids.
AUGUGGAACUUGGCGACCAAGCGGACGCGACAGCUGGAGGACGAGACGGCGACGGUGGACGAUGCCGUGGCGGCGAGAGUCAUCCAGCAGUACCUCCGACACACGCUGUCCAAGGGCUACGCUCCGGUGGAAGUAGAGGCAUGGGAGCGGCAGCGGCGCGAUCUGCACGACAUUCUGGAGGCCUCGAUCGAGUCGGGCGAGGCCAACUCUGUGCUGAUGAUGGGCUUUCGGGGAUGCGGGAAGAGUCUGGUGCUCGACAGAGUGCUCUCGGAGCUGGAUGGUGAACAUCCGGGCAAGUUGACGGUUGUCCGCCUCUCGGGCCUUGUCCACUGCAACGCGCAGCUUGCGCUUCGCGCCAUUGUGGAGCAGCUGCAGGGCGGCGUGGUGGCGGCGCUCGACAACUUGCGCGAGAUCGAGCGUGUGGAGGGGCUGGCCGCUGAGGCCGAGGCCCGCCACAUGCUGGCGGUGGAGAACGACAUUGCCGCCGAUCCCGAGCUCGAGCGGGUAGUGCUCGCCAAGGCCAAGGCCAAGGAGGUGCCGGCCGAGGCACGGAUCCGCGGAACCCGCGGCCGCCGCAAGACGCUCGGCGAGGAGCUCGAGGCUGGGACUCGGACGCUGACGGCGAACCAAGUGGCGAACUUGGAGGCUGCCAAGGCGUCGUCGUUUGCCGAGGCUCUCGACGCGGUGGUGGGCAUGGUCGAGACGCUGACCGGGGCCAACCGCGGCGCCCUCGUCUUUGUCCUCGACGAGUUUGACCUCUUUGCCGGCCAUCCGCAGCAAUCGCUGCUAUACAACCUGCUCAACAUGGUCUCGCACGCCACGACCGGCCUUGUUGUUGUCGGCCUCACAGCGCGGCUCGACGCCAUCGAGCUGCUGGAGAAGCGGGUCCGCUCUCGGUUCAUGCACCGGCGGCUCGACUUUUUCUCGCUCGACUCGUUCUCGCAGCUCCUUGCCGUCCUUCGCGAGCGCAUCACGCCGCCGUGCCCCAACGCGCCGCUCGCGGCUCCGCUGGUGGCUGCGCUCGGCACUGAGCGCGUCGCCGCCUGGGCCGCCGCCACCGACGCCCUCUUUGCCACCGACUCGUUUCUCGACACGCUGCGGCUCCGCUACGACAUCUGCACCGAGGUCCUCUCAUUCAUCGACUGGUUCAAUGUGGCGGUGGCGUACACGAGCCGCGACGCGCCAUGGCUCUCCCUGGCGGCAAUCACUGCCGCGAGCAAGGCGCUCUUUGUCGACGCACGCGAGAACAUGCUCCGCGGGCUCUCGAUCCUCGAGCUCUGGCUCCUCGUUGCCAUGAAGCAGAUGUGGGAGCGUGGCAUGUACGCCGCCAACUUUGAGAUGAUCUACGACGAGUACCGCAAGCUCGCGCAGGGCUCGUUUGCCUCGGUCCAUUUUUGCGCCCGCAAGGUCGCGCUCAAGGCCUUUGAGCACCUCGAGGCGCUCCAGCUCGUCGCCCAGUCGUCCGAGUUUGAGUCUGGCCAGGGUGGCAUGUCAUCCGACGACUACUCGACGCUCCACCGCAAGUACCAGGUCUCCAAGCGCGGCGGCUUUGGCUUUGGCCUCCUUGGCGACGUCUCAUCACUGCAGCUCAACGAGGUCACUGUCUCUCGGACCCAGACCGCCAAGGAGUACCGCAUGAACCAGCUCAUGCUGACCCCGGAUCAGGUUGUCAACGCUCUCCGCCGGUACCCCAACUGUCCCACCGCCCUCCUCAUGGCUGCUACUCAGCUGGCGCCAUCGCACCAGUCUUAG